UUAAAGUACCUCGUAAUUUUCGCUUGUUGGAAGAACUUGAAGAAGGGCAGAAAGGAGUAGGUGAUGGUACAGUAAGCUGGGGCCUUGAAGAUGAUGAAGAUAUGACACUCACCAGAUGGACAGGAAUGAUUAUUGGGCCACCGAGGACAAACUAUGAAAACAGAAUAUACAGUCUGAAAGUAGAGUGCGGACCUAAAUAUCCAGAAGCACCUCCUACAGUUAGAUUUGUAACUAAAAUUAAUAUGAAUGGAAUAAAUAAUUCCAAUGGAAUG
Messenger RNA from Mesitornis unicolor (brown roatelo), 272 nucleotides. RefSeq names its product ubiquitin-conjugating enzyme E2 variant 2. Gene Ontology annotation, biological process: protein K63-linked ubiquitination; DNA damage tolerance. The transcript is spliced from 2 exons. Gene Ontology annotation, cellular component: nucleus. NCBI's taxonomy places the organism in Eukaryota, Metazoa, Chordata, Aves, Mesitornithiformes, Mesitornithidae. The record is from RefSeq and is a predicted model, not a curated record. The annotation marks the transcript as partial.